Messenger RNA from Acanthoscelides obtectus, 775 nucleotides. Lineage: Eukaryota; Metazoa; Arthropoda; Insecta; Coleoptera; Chrysomelidae. The record is from the annotation of a GenBank genome assembly.
AUGAUUAGUUUAUUUGCAUCCUAUCGCAGAGAGAAGGCGAAAGUAAAGAAGCACCUAGGAACCGGAAAAGGCAGUCAAGAAAUAUAUCAAAGCACAUGGUUUGCCUAUGAAGCACUGGCAUUUUUGGGAGACAGGGACAAUCCAAGAAAAAUACUUAAUUCUAUGGCAGUAGACAUCGACGUCGUAAGUAACAGUGUUUCUAGAAAUGAAGAAAAUGAUAGGGUAAAGGAAUCAGACAUGCCAAGAGAGUCCAUUUCAUAUUCGCAACCACCAAAAAAGAAGAGAAGUUACACGGAACCUAGAGAAAACAACAAAAAAAUUUAAAUGCUAGCUGAAGCCUCGACAUACUAAAGACAACGACCACUCAGACUCAACCUGCAUCAAAUGUUUCAUUAGAUAACGAAAAUCUUCACUUUAUUAAUUUCAUUGGCAGCAAAAUGAUGAGGUAUCCACCAAAUGUUCGGAAUGCUGUAGAGCGUGCUAUAACAGAUGUAUUAUUUAAAGCUGACGAAGGAUAUUAUAAUUUUUAUCCUAAACAGUAUGCACAGCAGUUACAGCAAUGGCCUAGCAACAAUACGACAUGCACUAAAUCUCAAACGCCCGCACCUCCCGUACGUGUGGAGGUACCCGCUAUUUCCCCAUAUGGAACGUUUUCUGAGCCAUCUCCCGCCUAUUGACAACUAUCUCAAGAAUCUUUCGACAUUCAAGAUUUGGUGUAAAAUUAACAAACAUAUGUUUCUUAUACUAACAUUACUAUCUAAAUUUAAAACUAAAU